CGAAGAGGAGAAAAUUAAAAUUCAUAUUUUUAGUUUAAAAUUGCUGCGAUCCGAAUAUUUCAAUGAUAUUCUAUGCAUUCAGCAUGAAAUCAAUCGCAAAGGACAUCUACAUGCGAAUAAAAUGACGAAACAAUUUUAUCGGAAGCUUCGCCAGAGGCUAAGUCCCGGUGAAAAAGCUCUGUGAACUGUCAACCUACGUCAUCAUGCACUGGUCUAUUAUUUACAAAUUAAUUGUUAAUUUGCUUUUGACCUGGCUCGAUCUUAUGUAUUUUAGUGAGUGAAAAAAAUUAAUAAAUACUGUUCCAAUAUGAGCCUUUUCGAUAUUGAGGACUACAAAGUAAAACCGGACAUAGUGAGCGUUUACCCAGACCCGGCGGUCCCACCAAACGCGGCGAUUGUGAUAGACAAUGGCUCGUAUCACUGUCGCGCCGGUUGGGCCACCAAAGAUACUCCGACGCUCGUUUUCAAGAACGUCUUGGCCAAACCGAGAAAGGAUCGCAGUAAAAAAGACCAAAGUGAGGUGGCCGUACCCACGGUACAGAUAGGGAAUGAUAUAACAAACAUCGAAGCGGUGCGAUUCCAGCUACGGACACAAUUUGACCGUAAUGUCGUCACCCAUCUUCACGUGCAGGAGCAGAUUUUUGACUAUUUGUUCGGCAAGCUGGGCAUCGAUAUGGAUGGUCACGUACCGCAUCCAGUGCUACUGACCGAGUGCAUCGCCAAUCCCAACUAUAGCCGAAUGUUGAUGUCAGAGCUGAUGUUCGAGUGCUAUGGGAUUCCCGGAAUUGUUUAUGGCAUUGAUAGUUUGCUCAGCUACGGAAUCAACGGAAAACGGGAUAGUGGAUUGCUUAUAUCCUGUGGAUAUCAUGCGACCCACGUGAUUCCAAUUUUAAAUGGUAGGAUGGUAGAAGACAAAGUGCGACGCAUCAACCUCGGCGGAUACAACAUGAUAAAUUUCAUGUUCCGUUUGCUGCAGCUAAAGUAUCCGGUCCACGUUAAUGCCAUCACACUCAGCCGGGCAGAGACGAUGAUUCACAACUACUGCUCGUUUGCCUACGAUUAUCUCGACUCGUUGCGGGAUUGGGCUUUGUUGGACUUUUACGAGCAAAAUGUCAUCAAAAUUCAACUCCCUUACAAUCAGAACGUUACAGCGCCAACAUUAACGGCCGAACAGCGUCUAGAAAAACGCAAAGAGCUUUCUCGUCGACUUGCGGAAAUAAACUUGCGAAAGCGAGAGGAGAAGUUGGCCCAGGAUAAGGUCCUGUUGACCAGAAUGCUCGCCGUAGAGGACACCCUCGAAGAUGAAGAUAGCGCUGGGUUUACGUUGCAUGAAUUUGGCGCUAAGAAUGUCGACGAAUACAAAAAGAUGAUCAUAACUUUGAGGGAGCGCAUUACUAAAACCACCCAGAAGAUGAAUUCUCAACAAACCAUUGGUCAGCCAGAGGAAAAACCUCUUCCGCUGCUGCAACCCCCUGCCAAUAUGACCGUGCACGAUUGGGUAGUCGAAACGCGACGGAAGCGAGAUGAAAUUUUGGAUAAAAAGCAGACCCGCAGACAGAGGAAGCAGGAUUUGGCUAAGCGUAGAACAGCUGCCGCUCAGGAGAGAAUGCGAAUUAUUUCUCAUUUGGCCAAAAAGGAGAAGGGUGUAGAUGAUUUCGGUAUGCGUGACGAGGAUUGGGAUGUGUACAAGUCUAUCAGCCGGGAGGGGGAUAGCGACAGCGAAGCGGAGAACGAAAAGCUCAUCGAGUGCGAAGAAAUUCUCAAGCAGCAUGACAGUACUUUUGUGGAGCCGGUAGUGGCACCAGGAAACAUUGCCGAAUUCCAUCAGCUUCAUAUUGGCGUGGAGCGGAUUAGAGUUCCCGAAAUACUAUUCCAGCCGAGUAUGAUUGGUGUUCAAGAAUCGGGACUCACUGGGACAAUUGAUUAUGUGCUUAAAAUGUUUACGAAGGAAGAGCAAACCAAGCUGGUUGGCAAUGUUAUGCUCACCGGGGGCUGCGCCAGCAUACGAGGUUUCAAGGAACGAUUGUCACGGGAGCUACGUGCCAUACUACCGUUCCAAUCGGUGUACCAUUUGAUGGUGGCGGGAAGCCCCAGCUUGGACGGGUGGAAAGGAGCAAGUAGGUUUGCUGCCAGCGAGGAGUUCAAGCAAUCGCUGAUCACUCGACAAUUGUACGACGAGUACGGCGGUGAAUAUUUCAAGGAACACGUUGCCAGUAACUUUUAUUAUUCAACGCCGAAUCAAGUUAGCUCUACGUUGAACGACACUUUUAAUUAAUAAUAAAUUCAGAUUUAGGAUUGUGAAA
This is a messenger RNA of Armigeres subalbatus, 2303 nucleotides long. RefSeq names its product actin-related protein 5 (gene Arp5). The record is from RefSeq and is a predicted model, not a curated record. NCBI's taxonomy places the organism in Eukaryota, Metazoa, Arthropoda, Insecta, Diptera, Culicidae. The transcript has 2 exons. Bases 308 to 2275 code for a protein of 655 amino acids. Gene Ontology annotation, cellular component: Ino80 complex; cytoplasm. Gene Ontology annotation, biological process: regulation of DNA-templated transcription.